Acanthisitta chloris (rifleman) is the source of this 1207-nucleotide messenger RNA. It is a transcript of the gene CDYL, whose product is annotated as chromodomain protein, Y-like. The coding region runs from base 11 to 940 and encodes 309 amino acids. Gene Ontology annotation, molecular function: transcription corepressor activity. The transcript has 5 exons. NCBI's taxonomy places the organism in Eukaryota, Metazoa, Chordata, Aves, Passeriformes, Acanthisittidae. The record is from RefSeq and is a predicted model, not a curated record. Gene Ontology annotation, cellular component: nucleus.
AUCUACCUUUAUGGAAGCAUUAGCAGCCAAUGGUACAACCAAUAUACAGACAUCUGUAACAGGAGUGACAGCCAGCAAACGAAGGUUUAUCGAUGACAGGAGAGAUCAACCUUUUGAUAAAAGGCUACGCUUCAGCGUGAGACAAACGGAGAGCGCGUACCGGUACAGAGACAUCGUUGUCAGGAAACAGGAUGGAUUCACACACAUUUUGCUAUCAACAAAAUCAUCUGAAAAUAAUUCAUUAAAUCCAGAGGUAAUGAAGGAAGUCCAAAGUGCACUGAACACAGCAGCUGCAGAUGACAGUAAACUUGUGCUGUUCAGUGCAGUUGGUAGCAUCUUCUGCUGUGGUCUUGAUUUUAUUUAUUUUAUACGACGUUUAACAGAUGAUAGAAAAAAGGAAAGCACUAAGAUGGCAGAAGCUAUUAGGAAUUUUGUGAAUACUUUUAUUCAGUUUAAGAAGCCUAUCAUUGUAGCAGUAAAUGGCCCAGCCAUUGGACUUGGAGCAUCUAUAUUGCCUCUGUGUGACGUGGUUUGGGCUAACGAGAAGGCUUGGUUUCAGACACCAUACACUACUUUUGGACAAAGUCCAGAUGGAUGUUCAUCCCUUACAUUCCCUCGGAUAAUGGGCCUGGCUUCUGCCAAUGAAAUGUUGUUCAGUGGAAGGAAGUUGACGGCGCAGGAAGCUUGUGCCAAAGGACUCGUCUCUCAAGUGUUUUGGCCAGGAACAUUCACACAAGAAGUAAUGGUUCGAAUUAAGGAACUUGUCACAUGUAAUUCAGUUGUACUUGAAGAAUCCAAAGCUUUAGUACGUAACAUCAUGAAGUUGGACUUGGAACAAGCAAAUGAAAAGGAGUGUGAAGUUUUGAAGAAAAUCUGGGGCUCAGCACAAGGGAUGGACUCAAUAUUAAAAUAUCUGCAGAACAGAAUUGAUGAGUUCUGAUGAGAUGCCCAUUGACACUGGAAUUGUAUUUCUUGGACAUCGGGGCAAACAAAAUAUGCCCAUUUAAAAAACCUAUAUAAACUAACCCCUUGCUCAACUUGGGAACAGGAGUGGACACCUCCCCCUCCCCUUUUAUUGUCAAGGGGUUUAAAAGUACUGUAUCACUUAAAUUUGAACAAAACUCCUUUCUCCCUGAUUGUUACAUGCAGAUAUAUAUACACACACACGUGUAUACGUGUGCAUAUAUAUGUCUUUUAUAUAUAUAUA